This is a messenger RNA of Tupaia belangeri chinensis (Chinese tree shrew), 847 nucleotides long. RefSeq names its product G protein subunit gamma 11 (gene GNG11). Gene Ontology annotation, molecular function: G-protein beta-subunit binding. Lineage: Eukaryota; Metazoa; Chordata; Mammalia; Scandentia; Tupaiidae. The record is from RefSeq and is a predicted model, not a curated record. The coding region runs from base 323 to 544 and encodes 73 amino acids. Gene Ontology annotation, biological process: G protein-coupled receptor signaling pathway. Gene Ontology annotation, cellular component: heterotrimeric G-protein complex. The transcript is spliced from 2 exons.
GCAUCCCUGCUGCGGAUCUAGCCGCGGGCAGCUGUUUGGACGGUCUCAAACGGAUCCCUAACCACGUUCCCCCAGGCAGGCCUCGGGGGUCCCGGGACUGGAGGACAAGACCGGGGGUUUUAAGAUCCCAGGACGCUGAAAAGGCUGGCGUGACGAGGCGUUGCACAGGAAGCCGUCGGGAGCGGGGACCACUCGCUGGGAGGCUGUCCCGUCCUGCGCCCGCGGGCGGGGGUGGCCGGGCCCCGCAGUCAUUUCGGGAAGCGCGGAGGUCUGCAGCCGCUCCACCGCCCGGGCUGCCUCUGCGCCCAGCUCCGGGGCGAAAAUGCCUGCCCUUCACAUCGAGGAUUUGCCAGAGAAGGAAAAGCUGAAGAUGGAAGUUGAGCAACUUCGCAAAGAAGUGAAGUUGCAAAGACAACAGGUGUCUAAAUGUUCUGAAGAAAUAAAGAACUAUAUUGAAGAACGUUCUGGAGAGGAUCCCCUGGUGAAGGGAAUUCCGGAAGACAAAAAUCCCUUUAAAGAAAAAGGCAGCUGCAUUAUUUCAUAAAUACCUCUGGGGAGAAACUUUAUCCUCAGUGAAUGAGCUGGUUUGUUUCAGUUCUCUCAGAUAAAAGCAACGUGCAUUUUAAAGAAGGAAAAGUAAAAUUGAAAGGAGAUUUUCUUAAGCACUAUGUAGAUAGGGUUAUGUGUAGAAGCAUGUGUGUUUCUCAUCUUCGCUCACUACACACCCCUUUUAAGAGGCAGAGAGUAUCAGAUGUACAAUUAUGGAAACAAGGACGUUACUUGUGCAUGACUCAUAUCUUUUAGUAUAUUGCUUGUUGCCUCAAAUAAAGUUUUAUCUUGGAAAAGA